GGCCCCGGCCAAGUCCUCUCUCAGGUCCCAGAUGUCGGUUCCGGAUGCCUGGUCUCAGAAGGGGGAACUAACUCUGGGGAAGCCCCCGCUCCACAAGCUGCCCAGGCAAGAUGUGGUGGCCGCUCCUCUGGGGAGUCCUCCAGGCUUGCCCCACGCAGGGCUCCGUGCUCUUGGCCCAACAGCUACCCCAGCAGCUGACAUCGCCCGGGUACCCAGAGCCAUACCUCAAAGGCCAAGAGAGCACCACUGUCAUUGAGGCUCCGAAAGGCUUUGCUGUGAGGCUCGUCUUCCAGGAGUUCGACCUGGAGCCGUCUCAGGACUGUGAGCAGGACUCUGUCACAAUUACAGCCAGUGGGAUGGGUCCACACCGGUUCUGCGGUCAGCAUGGCUCCCCGCUGGGCAACCCUCCAGGUCAGAGGGAGUUUGUGUCCUCAGGCAGCAGUUUGCAGCUGACCUUCUGUGCACCUGCCUCCUCUGAAAAUAAGACCACCCUCCUCCACAAGGGCUUCCUGGCCCUCUACCAAGCUGUAAGUAUAAACCACAGUCAGCCCAUCAGCCAGGUUAGUAGGGGCUCUGAGACCACACGCACACCUGGAGACAACCCCUUCAAAACCCAGAACCACUGCCAGGAGCCCUAUUAUCAGACAAUGCCCGCAGGGAUGUUCACCUGCACAGCCCAGGAUCCCUGGAAAGUGACACAGGACGGAGAGGAGGUUCCUCACUGUGCGCCUGUUUGUGGACGACCAGUUAUCCCCAUUGCCCAGAACCAGGAGGUCCAAGGUUCUUCCAAAGCUAAGUUGGGCAACUUCCCCUGGCAAGCCUUCACCAAUAUCUAUGGCCGUGGGGGUGGGGCCCUGCUGGGUGACAGAUGGAUCCUCACGGCCGCCCACACCAUUUAUCCCAAGGACAGCAUCUCUCUCAGAAAGAACCGGAGUGUGGAUGUGUUCCUGGGCCACACGAAGACAGAUGAGCUGAUAAAACUGGGGAACCACCCUGUGCGCCGUGUGGUUGUGCACCCAGACUACCAUCAGAACGAGUCCCACAACUUCGACGGGGACAUUGCCCUCCUGGAGCUCCAGCACAGUGUCCCCCUCGGUCCCAGGCUCCUCCCGGUCUGUCUGCCCGACAGUGAGACUCUCUACCGCAGCGGCCUGAUGGGCUACGUCAGUGGGUUCGGUGUGGAGAAGGGCUGGUUAACUACUGAGUUGAAAUACUCAAAGCUGCCGGUCGCCCCGAGGGAGGCCUGCAAAGCCUGGCUCCAAGAGAAACAGAGGUCUGAGGUGUUUUCUGACAACAUGUUCUGUGCUGGGAAUAAGACGUGGCAGCAGAGUGUCUGCCAGGGGGACAGUGGUGGUGUCUAUGUGGUAUGGGAUGAUCGUGCCCAUCACUGGGUGGCCACGGGCAUCGUAUCCUGGGGCAUCGGGUGUGGCAAAGGCUAUGGUUUCUACACCAAAGUGCUCAACUAUGUGGACUGGAUUAAGGGAGUGAUGGACGGGAAGGACUGACCCUGGAGCAGUGACGCCAGCACUGCGGACGUCCCAGAAGGAGGAGGGUUGAGAGUGAGGAUUGACCCCUGUGAGUGAAGAGGGGAGCGGGCCAGGAAGCCCUAUCUAAGUCACAGUGCUAGAGAGAAAUCCCCUGCUCAAGGAUGACCCCAUCCCAGACAGGAAGGGCAUCCGCCAGCCCCUUCUCCUCACCCUCUACCUUCCUGUAAAUUUGUGCUAUGCUCAAGGAAGCCCCAUCCAUCUCAGCGAGUUUCCCUUUGAACUUCAUCUCCUGCUGACACAGCUUCUUCCGUCUCUCCUGAGAACAGCCACCCUCUCAUCUCCCUGUUCAAGAGGUAUAUGAGGGAAGUGGUCUUAAUUGCAUUUCAUUUCUGAAACAUUCCAAAGCCCCUUUAGUUGACCUUCAAAUAUUCAAACUAUCAACUUUACCACCUACCACGAUGCCUAGUUGCUAUUAUAGUCAUAGCUCGGUUUUUGUUACAUCUCUGAAUACCAGGCACUUCACAUACGUUAUUUCAUUGAUUCCACACACCAAGUUUGCAAAGGAUGUUUUAUGAUCCACAUUUUAAAUGAGGAAACUGAAGCUCAGGGAGAUAAAGUGACUUGCCCAAACCCCACAGCUGAUCCGGGAUUGCAAAAACCAUGUGCUUUCCUGUGCACCUUGAUACUUCUCAGGCAUCCUCCAGACCUGCUGCUGCUGAGACCUGCUGUAUCGCCCGCUUCCCCUUCCCAAUUUCCACAUCAGUACAGAUUCUUGCUUCCUGGGAAUUCCUGUUUCAGUGAGGACGAGGACACCUGGCUCGCACUUUCUUGGGGGCCCCAUCUCCUGCAGACACCCCCAGUGCUGCUGAAAACCCCAGGCCAUGCUCUGCCUGAAAAGACCAACUCUCUAAUUUUUUGUAAGGACUUGGGGUGAUUUACAGUAAAAGGUGUAAAUAAAAUACAAUGGCUCAAAUUGAACUAGAAGAUGAAAACUAUAAAACGGAAGAAAGCAACUUCGCUAAUAUUGAAAUUCAAGUUAGCUGUAUGGGUAAAGGUUAAAUUUAUCUUUGAAAAAUAACAGGAUUCAAAGGCGUAUGUAUAUGUGGCCAUGUCUACUUUUUAAACCUACGCAUAGUACAAAAGGCUAUUAAAA
Messenger RNA from Pteropus alecto (black flying fox), 2640 nucleotides. RefSeq names its product complement C1r subcomponent like (gene C1RL). Gene Ontology annotation, cellular component: blood microparticle. Gene Ontology annotation, biological process: zymogen activation. The record is from RefSeq and is a predicted model, not a curated record. NCBI's taxonomy places the organism in Eukaryota, Metazoa, Chordata, Mammalia, Chiroptera, Pteropodidae. The transcript has 6 exons. The coding region runs from base 111 to 1505 and encodes 464 amino acids. Gene Ontology annotation, molecular function: serine-type endopeptidase activity.